AUGGAAAGAGAUUUCUUGAGUCUAUGCUCAAAUCAAGAAAUUAACAAUGAACCUUUCAAAGACUCAGGAUUUAUAAACGUUUCAGCAGUUAAAUGGCCGUAUUUUAACAAAGUCUCGACUCAUCCGUAUUCGAUGCAUUUUAAUGGUUCUGAAGAAGAUAAGGCUAAAAUGGCAUCUGGUUUCAUAGAGAAAUCUUUCAAACAUGACGGACAAGGCGGCAUUCAUUUUUCCAUGAAUCCGUAUCCUGUACAACAUGAUGUGCAUCGUCCUCAUGACGCCGAGAUGUUUUCAGUUUCCAAUCAAGCAGCAGGACAUCCGUUCCUUAAGAAUCAUUUUUCACCUGUUGGCUUGGUGCUAUUGCUGGUUUGGUUGAACCAUGUGUAA
This is a messenger RNA of Vicia faba (fava bean), 384 nucleotides long. NCBI's taxonomy places the organism in Eukaryota, Viridiplantae, Streptophyta, Magnoliopsida, Fabales, Fabaceae. The record is from the annotation of a GenBank genome assembly.